Molecule: messenger RNA, 183 nt
Organism: Aspergillus nidulans FGSC A4
Lineage: Eukaryota; Fungi; Ascomycota; Eurotiomycetes; Eurotiales; Aspergillaceae
Exons: 2
Coding region: 1-183 (60 amino acids)
Source: RefSeq, a predicted model, not a curated record
AUGAGGGUCGUCGCUGCUGAGGUUGCAGUAGUCAUCGUCCUCAGGUCGAGUGCAUGGCCGAGUGAGCCCAACACUCGCUACCGACUAUCAAGAAUUCGGCGAAGAACCAAAACCUUUCAUCACAAUCAGAUCCAGAUCAAAGAUCUUCAAUCUGGCAGAUAUAACGGCUUACUAAGAGUAUAG